AAAUAAAUCUACUAUAUUCCAACUGUCACAUGUAUGUCUGCUUGCAUCUGUCUCAACCUAUAAAAAUAUAUAUAGAUACAUAUAUACAUACAUUGAUUAAACUAGCCAGAGAGAAAUACACUUCGCAUUUAUAUCUGAAAACCAGUAUUGGAGUUGUGUUAGGUUGCUUGCCGUGUUAAAUUAAUUUAUAAUAAUUUACUUUUCUUAUAAAUAAAAUAGAUAGAUAUAUAGAUUGAUGGGGAAUGGAACAUUCGUUGACGGAGUUCUUAAAUGGUUUCACAAUCACAAUCAUCAUCACAACCGUCGAUCUAAUGAAGAUGGCGGCGGCGGCGUAGAAUCUGAUUCUAAAUCAUCAUUAUCAUCAUCUUCAUCAUCAGAUACGAGUAGUAGUGGAAUUAUUCAGCAACAACAAAAAGAUUUUGAUAUAUCUUUACUUAAGCAUCUUAGAGUUCCAAAACGGAUCGGGUUGAACCCGCCUUCACCUUCUAAACCCAUGGAUCCUCAUAAUAACAAAAAGCUUGAAGCAGAAUUCUUUACCGAGUACGGGGAAGCAAGUAGGUACCAAGUUCAAGAAGUUAUCGGAAAAGGGAGUUAUGGCGUUGUGGGUUCUGCAAUUGAUACGCACACCGGAGAAAAAGUUGCAAUUAAAAAAAUUAAUGAUGUUUUUGAGCAUGUCUCUGAUGCCACUAGGAUUCUUAGAGAAAUCAAGCUCCUUCGCUUGCUCAAGCAUCCGGAUAUCGUAGAAAUUAAACACAUUAUGCUCCCUCCGUCUAGAAGAGAGUUUAAGGAUAUCUAUGUAGUUUUUGAAUUGAUGGAAUGUGACCUCCACCAAGUUAUCAGGGCCAAUGAUGAUCUAACGCCUCAACAUUGUCAGUUUUUCUUGUACCAGCUUCUUCGCGGCCUAAAAUAUAUCCAUUCAGCAAAUGUGUUUCAUCGAGACUUGAAACCCAAAAAUAUUCUUGCUAAUGCUGACUGCAAUUUGAAGAUUUGUGAUUUUGGGCUUGCUCGGGUAUCAUUUAAUGAUGCACCAUCAGCCAUAUUUUGGACGGAUUACGUUGCAACUCGAUGGUAUCGUGCUCCUGAACUCUGUGGCUCUUUUUUCUCUAAAUAUACUCCUGGCAUUGAUAUUUGGGGCAUUGGAUGCAUAUUUGCCGAGAUUCUUAGCGGGAGACCAUUAUUUCCUGGAAAGAAUGUUGUGCAUCAGUUGGAUCUUAUGACUGAUUUGCUUGGAACUCCUUCUGCUGAUUCGUUAGCAAGGAUUCGUAAUGAGAAAGCAAGAAGGUAUCUUAGUAAUAUGCGUAAGAAACCGGCAGUUCCUUUUGUACACAGAUUUCCUAAUGCAGAUCCUUUGGCCCUUCGCCUACUCGAACGCCUGCUUUCAUUUGAUCCAAAAGAUCGACCAUCAGCUGAGGAGGCUCUAGCAGAUCCUUACUUCCAUGGGUUGGCCAAUGUCGAGCGAGAACCUUCAACUCACGCUAUAUCAAAGCUUGAGUUUGAGUUUGAGAGGAAAAAAGUGGCAAAAGAUGAUGUUAGAGAGUUAAUCUACCGAGAGAUUUUAGAGUAUCAUCCUAAGAUGCUUCAGGAGUAUUUAGUUAAUGGAGAACAAACUAGCUUCAUGUACCCGAGUGGUGUUGACCGUUUUAAGCGACAAUUUGCACAUCUAGAGGAGAAUUAUGGUAAAGGCGGGAAAAGUAGCACUCCAUCACUACAACGGCUGCAUGCUUCUCUGCCUAGGGAAAGAGUUCCUGCACCUAAGGCGGACACAUCUGCUAGCCAAGAAAAUGCUAUUGAAAAGCAGAGUACUCCUACAAAGCUUGAUGUCCCUCCGCGACAAUCAGAAAAUGCAGCUGAACCAAUCAGUGCUCGUAGCUUGUUAAAAAGUUCCAGUAUCAGUGCCUCUAAAUGUAUUGGCAACCAAGGAACAAGAGAGGAGGAAGGUGAACAACAAGAGAAGGUUGAUGAUUUAGCCCAAAAAAUGGCAGCUUUAUAACUAAAUGUUGAGGAUAAUGUGGCUAUUGACUCUGUUUCAAGUUGGUUUCUCCAAGUAGUUUAACGUUCAAAGUUGGUGUUGAUAUUUUGGUGAUCUUUUUCGACGGGUCGAGGAUGGAUUUGGUUGCAAAUCAUAAAACAAAGCGACACAAUUUUUGUUACACAUUUGUAUUUAAACUUCUCCAGCAUAAACCAGUCAUUAGGAAGUGUCAAUAUGUUACUUUUUUCUCUCUAAUUGUUUGGAUUAGUUUUUGUUAAAA
Messenger RNA from Erigeron canadensis, 2249 nucleotides. Its product is annotated as mitogen-activated protein kinase 9-like. Gene Ontology annotation, molecular function: MAP kinase activity; ATP binding. Gene Ontology annotation, cellular component: cytoplasm; nucleus. The record is from RefSeq and is a predicted model, not a curated record. The transcript has 11 exons. Gene Ontology annotation, biological process: intracellular signal transduction; protein phosphorylation. NCBI's taxonomy places the organism in Eukaryota, Viridiplantae, Streptophyta, Magnoliopsida, Asterales, Asteraceae. The coding region runs from base 236 to 1990 and encodes 584 amino acids.